This is a messenger RNA of Cajanus cajan (pigeon pea), 520 nucleotides long. The record is from RefSeq and is a predicted model, not a curated record. Lineage: Eukaryota; Viridiplantae; Streptophyta; Magnoliopsida; Fabales; Fabaceae.
GCACAUGUAUAAAUAUUUUGUGGCCCAUAAAACAAAAUCAUGAUGAAUUUGGUUGGAGGAAGAAAGAAUAAGAUAAGCAAGCAAAAAACGAAAAAGAAAAUGGUAUCAAUGUCAUGGAAAGAGAAGAAAGAACUUGCUGAGAAGAAAGAAGAGGUUUUAAGAAAGGAUAUAGAUGACCUUAAGACAUGGAUCGAUGUGAUCGAGACCAUGAACGACCAACAAUUAAAGGAAUAUCUCGAAAAUCAUGCUGGAGAAUUAAAAUCGAGAAAGGGCCAAAAGAUCAAGAAUAAGGUUCAAAGCACAAGCAAGUUGAAGUCUUCAAGCUCCUCCAAUGUGAUAAUGGCUUCGGUUUGGAAGUUCCAUAAGAAAUAGUACUAAAAUCACUUCGGAUUGAUUUCUUAGAGAUAUGAGUAUGCAUCUUGACAAUAAAGUUUGGACUGUAUUAUUCAUGUCUAUUUUUUUUCUUCUAAGACUCGUUUAGUUAUGUAUAUUUAAUUAUCUAUUUGAACAUUUGAUAUUA